AUGGCAAGUCAUGAUGAAACAAUAAUGUUUCGUGAUCGAGUUGAUGCUGGUCGUCGAUUAGCAGCUCACAGUGAAUUACAAAAAGUGAAAUCAUUAUCACCCAAUGAAAAAGAUUCACAUCUUGUUAUUAGUUUACCACGUGGUGGUACAGUUGUCGGCGAUGAAGUUGCUAAACUAUUGGGAAUAACUCAUGAUUUAGUAUUUCCAAGAAAAAUUCCAUGUCCAGGACAGGAAGAAUUUGCUAUUGGUGCUGUAUCAGAAUUUGGCAAUGUUUUUUGGAAUGAUUAUGCUAAAAAACACAAUCUUAUUAAUGAUCCAAGUGUACAAGAGAGUAAAAAUAAACAAAUUGAGGAAGCUCAAAGACGAAAACAAAUUUAUCGUGGAAAACGUCAACCAAUAAAUGAUUUAAGUGGAAAAACAGUUAUAUUAGUCGAUGAUGGAUUAGCUACAGGUACUGAUUUAAAUAUACAGCAAAUAAUCUAG
Molecule: messenger RNA, 483 nt
Organism: Rotaria sordida
Lineage: Eukaryota; Metazoa; Rotifera; Eurotatoria; Philodinida; Philodinidae
Source: the annotation of a GenBank genome assembly